This is a messenger RNA of Miscanthus lutarioriparius, 519 nucleotides long. The record is from the annotation of a GenBank genome assembly. Lineage: Eukaryota; Viridiplantae; Streptophyta; Magnoliopsida; Poales; Poaceae.
AUGCUCUGUCACCACCUCCUGAACGUGAUGAACCUACUGGCCACCUGCUUCGUCCUUCUCAAGGCAGUCUACCUCAAGGGCGUCCAGAUGCUGCUACCCCUACAGUUGUGGGAGAGGCGUGGGCGGUGGGUCAGCUUCCUGAUCAAGCUUCUCUACACCUCCACCAUGCCCAUCUUCCUGUACUCCGCCAUGGUAUUGGCCCUCUACAUGGUGUCGCAGCUGCUUCACUACAGUCACUUCAGUGGUGGCAUCCUUGGUCGUCUGCUUGGUGUGUGGAAGGAGGCUAGCUACGUCGCCGUCUCGAUCACUGGCCUCACCUAUUACGUCACCCUACCGUCCAGUGUGGCCAUCGACUCGCUCCACGUGCUCAUCUACACCGUGCUACUACUCGCCUCGUGCACGCUGCUCUUUCAGUUUUGGGUGAUCACUUUAGGGUCGUCGGCGAGGGACAUCACGAGGCAGCUCAAGGACCAGCGCCUGGCCAUGCCUGGAAGGGGUGAUGGUGCUACCUAUGCAUAG